UGGGAACCCCUGACCCCUCUCCCCGGAGCCCCAGAUCCGUGCACCAGGUUCUUCCUGACCAACGACCAGAUCCAUCUCUAUAUGAAUGAGUUCUCCUGGAAGGACGUUACCAAUGCCUUGUCCCUGGCCAACAUGAUCCUGGGGCUCUUCUCCAUCUUCUGCAGCGUCUGCAAGAAAUGCUACAGUGCCUCCUGGAUGCUUCUGACCAGCUUCCUAUUAGACAUGGCAGUUGGGACGAUAACCAGACACCUCAGCCUCUGCUCCAGAUCGGGGGUGGAGCUGAAUGACUUUGCUGUCUUCACCACCUUUGGCCUGGCCUCAGCCCUGCUCCUAGGCGUGGAUGGGCCUCUGAAUGCGUUCCUGGCCGUCAUCUAUGUGUUAGCUGCUACCUUCCGCCUGUGUUUUUAUUCAACCGGUGUUCCCUUCACAUACAAGGGUCUACCCUGCCGCUAUGCUUCCUGUGUUUUGGCCUCCACCUGCCUUCUGACCAAAGGCAACACGUUCAUUCUGUCUUGCAUGGCCUCACUUAUGAUUCUGUUCAUGGUGGACCAGAGCUACUAUCCACGUGAUGAGAUCCUGGGGUCUGAGAACUGGAAAAAAUUGAUUUACCUGGGGGGUGUCAUCAUGCUGCUUGUGUCUCCAUUCUCCCUAACUGCUUUUUACUGCCUGAUGUGGUCGCUGUCCUACAUCUUCUUUCCAGAUGCUCUGUGGGGCAAGGCAGCAUGCUUCAGGCUACAGCACCAAAGAAAGUGAACAGCUUCACCCACUCCCACUGGCCUCUGUGGGGUUUGUGCCAGCAUAUCGGGCCAAGCCUUGCCUUAUCCUCACUAAAUCUUUCUUUGUCCCUAUAUCUCCUGUGUGCUAGAUACGUGUGCCUUGAACCAAGGCAACCCACGAUAGAGCCAGUGGCCUUCACUUCUUCCUCUUUACUCAGGGUUCUGAAUCCCUUGGGGACAAUAGCUGUGUCAUAUACAACAGAAUUCUUUCCAAGAUAAAGUUGGGUUGGGUUUGAGUUCCAGCCCUGUUACCGGCUGGGUGAUGUUGUGUACUAAGGUCAAUCCCUUGGAGUGGGGUGAAACCCUUUAGCAUUGGUAUAGUCUCCACCUUGGCCUGAUCCUUAUUACUCCAGGGCGCGGGGGUGAGGGGGCAUGGGGGUGCUUAUUAAAGCAUUUCUUAAACUUGCAGAUUGGUUCAGUAGAGCAGAGCUAAUCACAGGACAAUCAUGCUGCCCAGUGUGAAUGUAUACAGGAUUUUGUAACUUAAAAUUCUAUAUUUCGACAGUCAAAGCUUCUGCCUUUUGCUUCAGAGAUUAGACACAUUGGCAGCUUGAAGGCGUCACCUGGUUCCCAUCUGGUUUUUUCCUCAACUAUAAAAUACUAACCUCUAGAUAUUC
Messenger RNA from Lynx canadensis (Canada lynx), 1393 nucleotides. RefSeq names its product transmembrane protein 269 (gene TMEM269). The annotation marks the transcript as partial. Gene Ontology annotation, biological process: phospholipid biosynthetic process. Gene Ontology annotation, molecular function: phosphotransferase activity, for other substituted phosphate groups. The record is from RefSeq and is a predicted model, not a curated record. The transcript has 5 exons. Gene Ontology annotation, cellular component: membrane. Lineage: Eukaryota; Metazoa; Chordata; Mammalia; Carnivora; Felidae.